Molecule: messenger RNA, 7060 nt
Organism: Gopherus flavomarginatus (Mexican gopher tortoise)
Lineage: Eukaryota; Metazoa; Chordata; Testudines; Testudinidae
Gene: NCEH1
Product: neutral cholesterol ester hydrolase 1
Exons: 5
Coding region: 90-1316 (408 amino acids)
Cellular component (GO): membrane
Molecular function (GO): carboxylic ester hydrolase activity
Source: RefSeq, a predicted model, not a curated record
UACAACCUUGCAGCAAACUUGUCAGGAGGCAGGAAAAAACUUGCUUCAUUGUCUGUGCUUGUACACAGCAAAGGCGGCACCGGUCCAGCAUGAAAUCAGCCCUUGUUUUGCUGACUGCGUUGGUAGCCCUGACAGCCUAUUAUGUGUACCUGCCCUUACCCAGCACAGUGUCGGAUCCCUGGAAGCUCAUGCUGCUGGAUGCCACUUUCAGGGCAACCCAGCAAAUGUGCAACCUGGUUCACUGUCUAAGACUCAGCCAUCACUUGAGAGUUCUGAAUUAUGUGAUUGGUACUUUUGACAAGCUAGAGCCGUCAUCCUCUGAACACAUUAAGAUAACAGAUGCCCUUUUUGAUGGAGUGGAAGUCAGAGUGUUUGAACCUUCUCCAAAGCAAGACGAAACACUAAAGCGCAGUGUCGUUUACAUCCAUGGAGGAGGAUGGGCUUUGGCAAGUGCAAGAACAAGCUUCUAUAACAAUCUCUGCAGGAUCAUGGCAGAAUCUCUGAAUGCAGUAAUUGUCUCAAUUGAGUACAGGCUGGUACCAGAGGUUCAUUUCCCUGAGCAAUUCUACGAUACUUUACGUGCAACUAAGUAUUUUCUGCGGUCUGACAUCCUAGCUAAAUACUCAGUUAACCCAGAUCGAAUUGCUAUUUCUGGUGAUAGCGCAGGAGGAAAUCUGGCUGCAGCUGUGUGCCAGCAGCUUAGUCUAGAUGACAGUGUGACCAACAAACUGAAGCUGCAGGCAUUAAUCUAUCCAGUCCUUCAGGCAUUGGACUUUAACACUCCUUCAUACCAGCAGAACACUGACAUGCCUGUUCUUCCUCGCUUCGUCAUGGUGAAGUUUUGGAUAGACUAUUUCAAUGGUAACUACGACUUUGCCCCCUCAAUGCUGAUCAACAACCACACUUCCCUGGACGUGAGCCAGGCUGUUUAUUUCAGAGGACAUCUGAACUGGACUUCUCUCCUGCCUUCAACGUUCAAAAAGAAUUACAAACCUGUGAUACAACCCACAGGGAAGGCCGAAAUCAUCCAGGAAAUACCUGCACUACUUGACAUACGCGCAGCUCCAUUACUAGCAGAAAAAGAAAUGUUCCAGCUUCAGCCAAAGACCUACAUCCUGACUUGCGAGAAUGAUGUCCUGAGAGAUGAUGGAAUAAUGUAUGCCAAACGGUUGGAGAGUGCAGGUGUGGAGGUCACACUUGAUCACUUUGAUGACUGCUUUCAUGGAUGCAUGAUCUUUACUAUUUGGCCUACCAAUUUCUCUUCAGGACAUCGUACCAGGGACAGCUACAUAAAGUGGCUUGCUGAAAACCUGUGAAAAAAGUGAGUCCUCUCUAGAAGGCACAGAACAGUCAAUCUAAAGCUCACUGCUUCAAAAACAAAAAAGUUGUGCACUUUUAGGCUAUCUAAUUUCGUUUGUUCAAGAUUAUGUCAUAGCGCUCCCUGUUGCAAGAGGUAGCGUGCCACUAACUACUUGGUCAAUAGCUGAUUAGCCUUGUCCAGCAUAGCAAUUUGCUAAAUACUUAUUAAACACUGUUGUAUGCAGUGUAGUUGUAGCCAUGUCGGUCCCAGGGUAUUAGAGACAAAAGGUGGGUGAGGUAGUGUCUUUCACUGGACCAACUUCUGUUGGUGAGGGAGACAAGCUAUUGAGCCACACAGAGCUCUUCUUCAGCUCUGGAGGGAAAGGUACUCCCAGCAUCACAGCAAAAUGCAAGGUGGAAAAGAUUGUUUUUCAUAAAUAGUUAGCACAUAUGCUAAGGGACCAUUUGAGGCAGAGUGGCCCAUUAACACCUCUGCAAAAAGGGGGGGUUAGUGAGUUACAGACUGUUGUAAUAAGCCAUAAAUCCAGUGUCUCUGUUCAGUCCAUGAUUUUUAGUGUCUAGCUGAGUAAUGAAUUUAAAUUCUGACACUCAGAGUACCUUUACCAGACCUGAAGAGCAGCUCUGUGUGAUUCAAAAACUUGAUUCUCUCACCGGCAGAAGUUGGUCCAAUAAAAGAUAUUAACUCAUCUACCUUGUUGCGCCAUUAAAAACUAAUCAGUUGUAGAUUCAGAUGCGACAUCAGUUGCAACCAUGAUGAAUGAACACUGCGCAGUUCUCCACAAGAAAAUCAGUGUUCCUCAAACUUAUUCUUAUUGGUCAAAUGUUUCAAGUUUGGGUACAUAACAUUAAGUACCAAGGCCACAAUUUUCAGUUAACAGUUUUUUGGUUUUAGGUACUUAAAUAAGGGGAGCCUGAUUUUCAGAGGUGCUGAGUAUUUAAAAAUCCCACAGAAGUCAAGGGAAGCUGUGGUUCUCAGUAACUUUGAAAAUCAGGCCACUUAUUUAAGUGCUUAAAUAUGGAUUUAUGUGCUGGCCUUUAGGCACACAGAUUUACAGUUUUUUGUUUUUUUAAACAGUUCCAACUUCAAGGCAUUUUAAGCAUGCUAAGCAAGCCUUCUACCACAAAAAUGUAACAACUUUGGAAUCUGGUCCUUUUUUAAAACAAGCACAGUGCUGGGGAAAAAAAUGUAAAAAAGAAAGAAUCUUGUGUAGAUCCUGUCUGUUGCCUUUAAUGGACAUUGAUCCUACACACAGAAAAAGCAGUGUGCAAGCUUAUAUGUAGGACCAAUGGAAAUGCCACCAAAUGCAGAUUCCAUAUGGGAAUUUACAUGUUUAAAGUUGAUUACACUUUUGGCCAAAGGUUGUGACUAAGCCUGCCUUUAAAAUUUCAGCUUUAUGACCACUUUAGAGAAAAUAUGAAAAUACUAACAAAUAAAAAAGCCCUCUGUGUGGUUUGCACUGAUGUUUGUAUUUAACAUUAACAAUUGUUCUUUACUGAGUCUUUUCUGUGCUUGCAUUACUUCCGUUCAUUGUCUUCCUUGCUUUUUGGAGGAAGUUUCCCCUGUGUAGCAAGCAAAAUCACUAGAGAGGAGCUUGACCCUAAAGUCCAGCUUUAGCUGGAACUAUGCAGCUGGAUCUUCUCUCUCUCAUGCAUGGAACCAAAAUCCCAGAAAUGAAUAGCUAUGCUACUGCGGAAUCACGCUCUGCAACUUGAGCUCCUCUCUAAAAUAGCCAGACAACCACAACUGAAGUUUUAAGACAAGGACAUGGAAACUACUUACAACAGUGUGUAUUUUGCAUAAUGUUUGUUGUUUUUGUUGUUGUCAUUGAAUGUAAGCUGUGACAAACUGACAAAAGCCAGGAACUUCUAAGCUAAGACAGAAAGAGUGAUGGUCUUGCAAUCUAAGUCUAGUGUAGGGGCCGGCAACCUUUCAGAAGUGGUGUGCUGAGUCUUCAUUCAUUCACCUUAAUUUAAGGUUUUGUGUGCCGGUAAUACAUUUUAACAUUCUUAGGUCUCUUUCUAUAAGUCUAUAAUAUAUAACUAAACUAUUGUUGUAUGUAAAGUAAAUAAGGUUUUGAAAAUGUUUAAGAAGCUUCAUUUAAAAUUAAAUAAAAUGCAGAGCCCCACAGACCGGUGGCCAGGACCCAGGCACCGUGAGUGCCACUGAAAAUCAGCUUACGCGCCGCCUUCGGCACCCGUGCCAUAGGUUGCCUACCCCUGGUCUAGUGCUUUAACUUGGGAUAGCUGAUUUCAGUUCUGAGCUCUGCCAUUGUGUGUGUGAGACUUUGAGUGAUUUGCUUCAGCUUUGUGCCUCAGUUCUUUCUUCUGUAAGAGAGGGAGUAAUAUUUUUGUAUUUCACAAGGGUGUUGAAGUUAAAUUCGUAAAUGUUAAUGUGAUACUACAAGGGACUCUGUUAAACUUUCCCAUUCUUCAGUCUCUGUAUUCUGCUGUUCUGUACUAUGCCAGAUUGGGCCCUCUGAUGAAGACAACUUAUUUCUUUGGCUCAGCUUUCCAGUUUACAGUACUCUGCAAAUUUACAGCACUAAAGUAAGCACCUUCCUGGCUUUUGUCAAUUUAUUAUGGACCAUUUUAAAAUAGAGCCUUGUUUGUACUUGAUUUCUAUGGGAAGGUCCUAGGAAGUCCUAAAACACAUGUACUGGAUGGACCAGAUUGACUUCCACAUUUUUUAAAUGGAUAUUUAGAGAUCCAUCUUCAUUGGUAUGUGCACAUAUGUACUGGGAGCUAAUGGCAGAAUGGCCUUGUUCUCUCAUAUGAGUUCAUAGCAAGAAACAGCAGGAUGUUGAUAUAAUUGUGUGUAUAAAGACAGGUUAACAAGAGAGGGCCCCAAUCCAUGCUGAACCACGAGAGCUUGAAACUAAUCUCUGGCUGUAGGUUCACACAGAGGGCACAGCCCAAGCCAAUUUCAAUAACUGGCCAAGUAAAACCACUGACACAUAUUCUUCUCUCAGUUACAUUGGUUUUAAUUAAUUGCCUUCCGUGGUGAUACUUCAGAUUUGCAUAUACGUGAAUUGGAGCAAAAUUUGACUAGUUUAUCCAAAUAUCCCAAAAUGUAGGUAGGUUCAGACUCAGAUCUGGAUUUCAAAGCUCCCCCAUCAGGAGUAUUAUGGAUCCAGGAGUUUAGUUCCAAAGCUAGUAUAUAUACUCGAAGGCCAGCUUGCAAAUCUUAACACAGGGACUACAUCAAACUCCACUGAAGUCAAUGAAAACAUUUCCAUUGAGUUUAGUUGGCUUUAUUUCAGGGCCUUUAUGACUAUGGGCCUGAUCCAAACUCUGCUGAAGUCAAUGACAGUCUUUCCAUUGAUGUCAGUGGGCUCUGGAUCAGACCUUGUACUUAAAAAAAUAACUCUCAGUACCAAAAUAGCUUAAGGCACACUUGGCUACAGGCUUCUAAAAUGCAUUUUAGAAAACACAAGUUGCUGUAGUACUACAAAAUAGCAUCCAAGUGGUUAAUAGUCCUGUACAUUUGGGGUUGUGUUCUAUAAUAGGAAAAUUGGCCCCAAGACCUGUCUGCAAAAGUUUUAGCCCUGCAUAUGUUUAUGGCAGCUAUAAAUCCCUAAUAUGAAGUUAUAAUGGAACUACUGAUCUAUUUUAACUGUAGUGACAUGGAUAGCACAGCUAGAAUAUAUAUUCAGGGAGCUGGUUGUAAAGUUCCUUCAUGCACUGAAGCAUAUUCAGUUCUUGGCACAGAAGAUGGUAGCAAGUAGGUAACUGGAUUGAAUUUAUUCACUGUCAUCGCCAUCUUGAUGUGAAAUCCACAAUGGCUGCACUAUAUGAAGGUGAAGCAACAGCAGCAACUUGUUAUAUCAAAGUAUCUGAACCAGUUUUACGAUGCAGCUAAGUAACAAGUAUAUGGUACUUAGCUGUAAAGCUGCGUAAUGUGCCCUCUAACGGGUUACAAGAAAUCAGGGUUCCAGCUCUGAAACAACUUAUUGAGUAUUGCAGCACAAGACACUUUCCAGAAAUUCCACAUCAGCCUGAAGUAAGCCAUAGGCUUGUUCUCUGUAUUUUUACUUCUCGCCUCCUCGCUCUAGUUUUUCCCAUGAUGAAGUUUACAGGUUAUAUUAUCUUCUGAGUUAAACUGGAGUAACCACACUGACACCAGUCUAACUCAGCUGAGAGUACAAUUUGGCCCAAUAUGUACUGAGGCAAAUCUGAUUCUUGCCAGGAAGAGAUUAAGGUAAAUCCAUGUUACAAUACAUUGAUUUACUCCAGUGACUCAUUUUUUGAAGAGCCGCAUUUGGACAGGCCUAAAUCCUGGCAGGUACUGAGCUCCUUCAACCCUUAUUCAUUUCAAUGGGAGUUGGGGCUUUUAGCACAUUGUUACCUUGUACAGAUAUUGGACUUACUCCUAUAUAUUUCAAAUGUUUAUAUUUAUCUAAAAACACUUAAACUUCUUUUAGAAGUCAUGCUAAGUAAGCUACUGAAUUUUUGGUAAAAUAGACCAAUACUAUUAAGUACUUUUUGAAGGUAGCUUUUUUCCCCUACACAAAUUAGGUCUCCUCAUCCAUAGUGAGAGGAGAAUGUUUAUGGUGACCAUGAAAGCACCAAUUUUGGACUUAACUGUACACUGAGAAACCAAAGAGAAGUUCACCUGAUAGAACCAUUAGUAGUUAGGUCCUGCUUUCACUAACCAGGCAAUGGUGACUUGUGGGAGAGGCACAAAAGGUCAAGUGAUCCUUCAGUAGGAUAAGGUGCCCCCAGCAGCCAGCCUGGGGCGGAGAGAGGAAAGGACAGUGUCAGAGCCUGAAGGGAAGAGGUGGGGCCAGAGCCUCUCCUCUUCCAGCCUCGCUGGGAGGGACUCUGCCCAGUGCAGCGCAGCAGCUGACUGAGAGAGUGCCUGGCUGCAACAGCAGCAGGCUGCCCCCCACCCAGGCUCAGUUUCUGGGGACAGUGGCCAAGGAACCCAGAGCCCUCUUGCCUCCCCAGCAUGCUCAGCGUUAGGUCCUGUCCCCGGGAGCUGAGCCUGGGGGGAGUAGGCAGCAACUAGUGAUUUUGCAUCCGACGAACUGGGAAUUCACCCAUGAAAGCUCAUGCUCCAAUACAUCUGUUAGUCUAUAAGGUGCCACAGGACUCUUUGCUGCUUUUAAGAUCCAGACUAACACAGCUCCCCCUCUGAUAGUGAUUUGAGUGUCCAAGUACAAGCAUGUUAAAGGCCCUGAUUUCCAGAGGGUGAGUGCUCACUACUUCGUGAAUCCUAGUGUCCUUAGGUGUUUCAAGUUGAGCACUCAAAAAAUCACUAGUUGCUGAAAAGUCCUGAACUUAGUUUUGCUGCUUACUUAGACCAUUUCCCAGCGAGGGCAGAAGGGGCCACUGUGGUUUUUCCUUUAAUUUCCCAAAUAUUGUUCUAGACUUUGUUUUCCAAGCUAGUGUUUGGACCUUUUUUGUAUCCCCACGCAUCUAAAAAAAGUCACCAAGAUUGUCUGACUUGCAUUGCUAAAAAAAAGCUAAUGACAAAAUAGUGGGUUAACUUGGUUAAAAUCCUUUAAGCUGCUAAAUUCCACAAGUAACAAAAUAUAGUUAAAGCCCAGUUGGGUUUGCAUUCUUGUAUUUGUGAAAAUGUUCAAGAACCAAAAGAACAACACUUCGUGUGAGAGCAUGUAAUAUCUUAUGCAUGACCAGUUUCUGCUUCUUUCCCACUGCGGGGGAAAAGAAGUCAUGCAAUUUGAUUUGCAGGUGUGCUGCAAGUGUGAUACACAGUCAAUAAACAGAUCAAAAUGUA